This is a messenger RNA of Spea bombifrons (plains spadefoot toad), 1618 nucleotides long. It is a transcript of the gene HPCAL4, whose product is annotated as hippocalcin like 4. Bases 229 to 804 code for a protein of 191 amino acids. Gene Ontology annotation, molecular function: calcium ion binding. The transcript has 4 exons. The record is from RefSeq and is a predicted model, not a curated record. NCBI's taxonomy places the organism in Eukaryota, Metazoa, Chordata, Amphibia, Anura, Pelobatidae.
ACUGACAGGGCCACCCACCAAUGGCAAGAGCCAGUUCAUAUGAGGGGUAGGUCCUAUGCAAAUCAGCUGUGACAGAGACACAUCGUGAUCCAGGUUCUGCUUGUUGCCCCCCAAAAUCUUCUCAUUGUGAUCAGAGAGAAAAAGACGCAAGAGAGAAAAUUUGAUACAUAUACAGAAGGCUAUCUGUUAUUCACACGUUCCUAGAUUGUGGUGCCUUUCUUGGUAGCAAUGGGAAAACCAAACAGUAAGUUGGCACCUGAGAUGUUGCAAGACCUUGUCCAAAGCACGGAAUUCACAGAGCAAGAGCUCAAACAUUGGUACAAAGGCUUCCUGAAGGAUUGCCCAUCAGGGAUUCUCAACCUGCAAGAGUUCCAGCAGCUCUACAUUAAGUUCUUCCCAUAUGGGGAUGCUUCUAAGUUUGCUCAGCAUGCCUUCCGCACAUUUGACAAAAAUGGAGAUGGGACCAUUGAUUUCCGGGAAUUCAUUUGUGCUCUGAGUGUUACCUCACGUGGGAGCUUUGAGCAGAAAUUGAACUGGGCCUUUGAGAUGUACGACCUGGAUGGAGAUGGCAAAAUCACACGCCUGGAGAUGCUGGAGAUUAUCGAGGCAAUCUAUAAGAUGGUGGGCACUGUCAUUAUGAUGCGAAUGAAUCAGGACGGCCUCACUCCACAGCAGAGAGUUGAUAAAAUCUUCACAAAAAUGGACAAGGACAGAGAUGACCAGAUCACCCUAGAAGAGUUUAAAGAGGCAGCUAAAAGUGACCCCUCUAUAGUGCUGCUUCUGCAGUGUGACAUGCAGAAAUAGCACCUACCCUCCAACACCCCAACCACGCCAGCUAAGCUGAACUUCCUGCAUGCACCUGACUACCUUCCCCAACCAACAGCAACCUGGGACCUUCCUCCUGUGUGAUAAGACUUUCACACCAUACUGGUCUUAUCAUUAUAAGAGGGAGGUGACAAUGUGACUGCUUCUUAUUCAGGGUCCAGACUGAGAAACACUGACCCGUGGAACAGGAAGGCAUAUGAGGUUUUACAUGUUGACAAAAUAAACAGUGGUUUGGUUCAGUCCUCAUUUAUGUGGUCUUACCACUGAUGCGUUUGCUUCUUCUCUGUUGCUUACAUGUGGAAGGUUUGAGCUUCUGUCUAUGUGUAAUUCACAGUGCUGUCCCGAUAAAGAGAGCAUGUAUUCUGUGAGGCUAGGGAAUGUUCUGCCUUGUAUUGUACUUAUAAAAAGCACUGCACGGGUAUACAGUGUUUGACAUGUAACAUAGAUGUUACUUUAAAUGUAAUAUAUACAGGGCUUGUCCCGUUAUUAUUUUUUAUGACACUGCUUGAAGUGUUACAAGAGCAUGACAUGUAUGCAAUACCUUGCUUUUGUUUUAUGGCUUAAUGUGGUAUUGUGACUUCUAUAUUACAACUGGUUUUGUGAUUUUAUAUAAAUGUGUGUGUGUACAUGUAUGUAUAUAUAUGUGUAUAUGUAUGUAUAUAUGUGUGUAUGUAUAUACAUAAAAGUUAUAGGCAUGUGGAAAUCAGGCAAUAGAUUUUAAGUACAUUUUCAACUGAGCAUUUUUCAUGAAUAUUAGUAUAAAUGCCAAAACAGCUUAGCAAAAAAAAGAGAA